GGCUGACGAGUAUCUCUUGGAGAUCCAUCUGAUUUUUUGAUCUUAUCAACAUUGCCAUUCGACGUCUGUUCAACACUGUGUGUCCCGACCUUUAGUCAUCGCCAGAUUGCUCUGCCGAUUAGUCAUCUUGAGGUUGAAAGAAGCAAUACAGCCGACAUGGUGUCGAGACAGCAGCAGCCGUCAUCGGUGCAGGAGGCAGCCGCCCGGCCGCCACAGCUCAGCUGCGAGCUCUGUCGUGACCGCAAGGUCAAAUGCGACAAGCUAGAUCCCUGCAGCAAUUGCGAGUCAGCGGGCGUAACAUGCGUGCCAAUUUACAGACACCGUCUCCCAAGAGGUCGACACGCCCACCCAGCACGAACUCGCUCAUCACCAACACUGGCGUCCAACAGCCGAACGAAGAAAAAGCCGUCCGUCACCAGUGAGCCAGCUGAGAGCAGCGGAGCCAGCUCCAUUGGCGAAGAUGACCGCUUGAAUCAAGCCCGAUCAGCGUCGGAUACGAUGGUCAAUGGCUACUCAUUACCACAGCCAACAGCCUCAUGGCACUCAUCGCGUGCCAGUGGCGCUGAGAUGCAUUUGCCUCGCAAUGCCCUCAAUGCCUCAAUAUCUCACAAUCGAUACUCAUCUACUUCAAAUACUGAUGACAGCGACCGGGAGCUUGGUGGUUGCUUCUGGUCCGAUUUAGUCGGCGAGGUCAACGAACAGAGCGACGCCAACUCAUCGUCACGACAAAGUAAUAGACUCCACACCGAUAUGUUGAGAUGUCUUGGUCUCAACAACUCCCUCGCUACUUCUUUUAAACCUUCGACAGAUAUUCGUGAGAGCCAAGGAGCCGAUGUCAGCCAGUUAUGUCAUAUCUAUUUGCAACAGGUCGAUCCCAUCAUCAAGAUUCUUCAUCGUCCUUCAUUGAUGGAUUGGCUUGUCAAAGGAGAAGGUUAUCUAUCAUACCCGUCCGACCAUCCUUCCCUCACUGCUCUUAGAUCAGCUGUCUGCUAUACUGCAGCAGUGAGCAUGACGGCGGAACAGUCUCUUGCUACAUUCUCCGUUGACCGCAAUUCAAUGGUAGCCAAGUACCGAAAGAUGACCGAGCAAGCAUUGGAAUGGUCCAGCCUACUGGAGACAGAAGACAUUACUGUCCUCCAGGCUUUUGUCCUGUAUCUGGUAGCACAAAGGUCUGAGGGGAAGGGCAAGGCCGUCUGGACCAUGCUCGCACUAGCUGUCCGUAUAGCGAUGAAUAUAUGCCUCGAGUAUGGCUCCCCAGCCGUCUCACCAAGCAAGACACCCUUCGAGAUCCAGAUGCAAGCUCGACUUUGGUUGACUCUCUGUCUGAUUGACUUCCAAACAGCCAAGAGUACUUCACGAGGCUCACUCAUCAGUGAUGUGCAGGCCGCAUUCUAUGUCGACCAAGUCCGACAUGUUGACGAUCGUGAUUUCGGUCCCCUAUCAAAGAUGGAACCUGAAGAUCAGAAUCGUCUUACAGACGCUACCUUCGCUAUCGUCACCUACAAUGCUCAAUUAGUUGGCCGACGUCUCGCCGUUUCGACCCUGCCACGACAUGGCGACACCACAAGGCAGCGUAGUGCUGCCGACUGCAACAGCCGAUUACUUCAAGGCCAGCAUUUUGAGCGCAAAGCCCUCGCACUGCUCAAUUUCUGCGAUCCACGGUCGUCCUCUUUCGCAUGGUUCGUGUGGCACGCGACUCAGAGCAUCGUCAGUACGACUCGUUUCCUCGCUUUGCAGCUCAUCCACGCCGAGCAACAGCAUCAAAACCAAUCCUUAGCAGUGAGCCAAGGCAGCAGUAGCGGUAUCAAUGCUCGCAAUACUGAACUACUCCGCAUGGCUCUUCAAGCACUUUCAAAGACACAAGCGAUCCUAGUUCACCCUCGCGGCAAUUCAUUUCGCUGGUAUGUCACCAUCCCAUGGCAGGCUCUUGGCACAGUGGUGGACAUGUUCGCCCAGUGCGGCACUGUGGACGCUUCAUUGUUCAGAUCUGCGCUCCCGUUGAUCGAGGCGAUGUUUGUUCAUGACGAGACUAGUGUCGCGGACUGCACGGCCGCCGCUGGUGACGAACGCCGUACACUUCGAGAAGCCUGGCAACGCGUCAAGCAAAGAUUGUGGGAUGCUAGUGGGACGAUUACCGCCACCUCUACCACAGCAAGCAUCGGGUUGUCCGCAGCAACUUCCAAUGUUGGUAUGGUCGACACUCCAACACAAGCACGCCCAACUUCCUCAACAUCUACAGCAGCCGGUCACAUGACCACACCAAUUCCAACCGCACCUAUUGCCGAUAUGGGUUUUGGAAAAACCCACUUAUCAUCCUCGCCUCCAAUAUCGACGUCCACCACGACUGCCACAGUAGCGGCAAUCCUUCCACCUGCACCUCCUCCCACAACUUCAUCAACUCGUACUUCCAGCUUCUUCGACCGCCCCUCCACCAGCACGACGGCUACCAAUCUCCCUUCAUUGGUCGACGACCUAUCCAUGUUCUCAUCGUCAUCCUCCUCAACAUUUUACAAUCCUCCCACCACCGCAUACUUCUUUGAUGAUUCCACGAUUCCCGCCACUAUCGUACCCGCCUCAACGUCAACCGGCUUGGCCAAUCCGCACGUCCCCGACUCCACAUCAUCUUCAAGCCCGUCAGCUUUCUACUUCGACGAUGCCGAAAUGGAAAGUUUCGCGCGCACUUUCUCGCACGAAACCUUCGAAUACGACACCAUCCAUGACAACAAAACUGCAGCCACCAACUUGGCUUUGCCGUCAUUCCUGGAGGACUGCUUUGGUGAUUCCUUCCACGGAAAUCACGGUGCAGCAGCAAGCAUGGAUUUCGAUUUAAUCAUGGGAGAUGUCUGUUUAUGAGAUCUUUUAUUUGCUACGAUUCUCUUGAUUCUUUUCUGAGCUCUUCUAUACUCUGGUUCGUAUUUUAGAUGGAACUGUUUUCCACAUGGGCGCAGAUAUCCAUGUGGCUUUCUGAUGGCUGGUUGGUUUAUGCAAAGCAUGUACGAGCGAGAGGGGACGAGGUUGAAUUUCUGCUUGUCAGCAUCUGCCUUGGUGCAUGAGAAUUGAUGAUUACCCUUCUUGGCCAUUACAGACAGUACACGAGCCUUUCCUCAUUCGUGUCCAAAGC
This is a messenger RNA of Dissoconium aciculare CBS 342.82, 3121 nucleotides long. RefSeq lists its product as uncharacterized. Gene Ontology annotation, molecular function: zinc ion binding; DNA binding; DNA-binding transcription factor activity, RNA polymerase II-specific. The record is from RefSeq and is a predicted model, not a curated record. The transcript has 4 exons. The coding region runs from base 157 to 2853 and encodes 898 amino acids. Gene Ontology annotation, biological process: DNA-templated transcription; regulation of DNA-templated transcription. NCBI's taxonomy places the organism in Eukaryota, Fungi, Ascomycota, Dothideomycetes, Mycosphaerellales, Dissoconiaceae.